CGGCACGCCAGAUCCAUGGUUCAACCGGAGGAACGCCUAGCGCGAUGGAAAACAGCCACAUACUAAUCGCUUCAAGCGUCUGAUUUUCUAUAGCCUUGGAACUCAUGUCAUAUAUGUCGCCGACGACAUCUUCUCAUCCUUUUCAUUCUGACGCCUGGGCACGAUGAAGCCAGAGUUGCGAGAGACGUGGACGCCCGCAAUCAACGUUCUAACAUGGUUUAUGCUGGUCACUUCCAUACUGAGUGUCUUUACCCGGCUAGGCACAAAGUACUGGAUCUUUCGCAAGUUGACAGUCGACGAUUUUCUUAGCAUCGCUGCUCUAUUGGCAUGUGUCGGUCAGUCUAUUGCAGUAUCUGUGGCCACCGAGGGUGGGCUUGGACAGCAUUUUCUUCCCUUGGCGGCAUCUGAUGUGGAAAAGAUGAUGAAGUCUCAAUACGCUGCAAACAUCCUCUUCGUUAUCGGCAUGUGCUGCUCAAAACUCGCCCUAAUGAUGUUCAUUCGCAAUCUAUCACCUGCGUCCCUCGAUCGGCAGUUCGCUCUCAGCUUGGGGAUGUUCAUCAUUCUAUGGGCAAUUACUGGCGUCUUUACGGCAGCGUUUCAGUGUCAUGUUCCCGCUACUUGGGAUUACAUCAAUGGCGAAUGCUUUGAUUUGGUCGCAUGGUGGAACUACCUCGGUGUCACUAACAUUAUAUCGGAAGCGGGAAUCAUUGCGCAGGCACUGUUGGUCAUUAUCCGAGUCCAGGCAGAUAUGCACAAGAAGAUUGUUCUUUCCAGCGUCUUUCUAUUUCGAGUUGUCGUGGUGAUUGCCAUUAUCUGUCAGCUAGCCUACGCGAAAGACACGAAAGGAUCGGGAGACCCAUCAUGGGAUACAUGGACUGUGGUAGUUUCAACUCAAAUGACUCAGGCAUUGAGUAUCGUCACUGCCUGUUCUCCUCAAUUCAAACCUUUUCUCGACAGCCUUCGGUCAUCGGGAAUGAGUUUGGGAGGAACCAGCUAUGGGAGCAGACAAAGGACUUAUGCCGGAACCACCUACAAAGUAUCCCGUGGCCAUCGCACGGGAGAGACUCCGAGCGAAACACAUGAGCUUGUUACUAUGCCGGGAGAUACUGUCAACCAGACUAUCGUGACUUCCUCGCCAGACUGUGACGCCGAGAGUCAGACGAGCCAGUCGCAAAUUAUUCGGGAGGUCCGAACAUGGACUGUGACUGAGACCCGACGGGAAUAUGGCUAGAAUAGGUCAAUGUUUAAUUUAGAUCCAAUUUGAUUCAAUUUGUAUGUACGUAAUAAAUCAGCACGGAAAGGGGAUUUGGAAGGAUGCGACUAAGAGGACGUAGUACGUGUGCGAUAUGAACUACUAAACAGUGCAACGAAACUAAGCAAGCCGAGGAGAAGGACGAGA
Penicillium subrubescens is the source of this 1399-nucleotide messenger RNA. RefSeq lists its product as uncharacterized. The record is from RefSeq and is a predicted model, not a curated record. Bases 164 to 1231 code for a protein of 355 amino acids. The transcript is spliced from 4 exons. NCBI's taxonomy places the organism in Eukaryota, Fungi, Ascomycota, Eurotiomycetes, Eurotiales, Aspergillaceae.